GCGAAUACUUCGGAGUGCAGCGGCGUGCCAGGGACAGCAAACUCGCCGCACUUCCAGCGGCACCGGUACCCUCUUCUCCUCGGUGCAUGUUUUACUGGGCGUGAAGGGUCUGGUUUUGCAACCAGCAGGGCGCAGUGGCCCUGUGCAGGGCGCUGCAGAGGUCCCAUCCUGCUGGGACAGUUGGUCACCUCGUCACUCAUUGCCCUCCUUUGUCUUUCAGCUCCUGGAGUAGUAUCAUUAGUCGUCCCACAACCCAACAUCAACGCAACAGUGGCACAAAACAUCUUGCUCUCCGUUGAAUACUCUUGCAGAGGCGUUGCCACCAUUGAGUGGAAGCAUGUGUCAAGCUUGGGCACCACGAAAAUUGUUGAGUGGAAAAGUGGGAAUUAUGUCAACAUAUCCACGGUGUACAAGGACAGAGUGACUACUUUUGAAAAUGGCUCUAUACAGCUUCUGAAUGUGGGCAUGAGAGAUGCCGGCUACUAUUUUAUCACUGUAACAGAGGAGUAUGGAACCAACACCUACGGCACCAUCAUAGUCAACGUUUAUGAGGUUAUCUAUGAAGAUCUACAUUUUGUAGCAGUUCUUUUUGCAUUUCUCGCUGCAGUAUCUGCCAUUUUGAUCUGCUUCAUGUGGCUGUGUAAUAAAUCUCUGCAUCUAUUCCAGAAGAAGACGACACACAAACUAACAGCAAGUACAACUGAAGAGAUUGAAUUGGAAACCAUUGAGUGUUAG
Molecule: messenger RNA, 735 nt
Organism: Fulmarus glacialis (Northern fulmar)
Lineage: Eukaryota; Metazoa; Chordata; Aves; Procellariiformes; Procellariidae
Gene: VSTM5
Product: V-set and transmembrane domain containing 5
Exons: 4
Biological process (GO): positive regulation of excitatory synapse assembly; filopodium assembly
Cellular component (GO): dendrite; plasma membrane; axon
Source: RefSeq, a predicted model, not a curated record